Messenger RNA from Trichomycterus rosablanca, 1782 nucleotides. It is a transcript of the gene adss2l, whose product is annotated as adenylosuccinate synthase, like. Gene Ontology annotation, molecular function: GTP binding; adenylosuccinate synthase activity. Gene Ontology annotation, cellular component: cytoplasm. NCBI's taxonomy places the organism in Eukaryota, Metazoa, Chordata, Actinopteri, Siluriformes, Trichomycteridae. The record is from RefSeq and is a predicted model, not a curated record. Gene Ontology annotation, biological process: IMP metabolic process; 'de novo' AMP biosynthetic process. Bases 8 to 1417 code for a protein of 469 amino acids. The transcript has 13 exons.
AGGAGGCAUGGCGGCAGAAAACACGAUGUCUAAUGGACAAGAAACGUCUUCGUUGAACGGAGAGCCGGCGGUGAAGAAAUCCCGGGACGGUGAAAAUGAAAGCUGGAGGGUUUCCAGAGAACCUCAGAAUAAAGUGACGGUGGUGCUUGGAGCUCAGUGGGGAGAUGAGGGCAAAGGGAAAGUGGUCGACGUGCUGGCUAUGGACGCCGACAUUGUGUGCAGAUGUCAGGGAGGAAAUAACGCAGGACACACAGUGGUUGUGGACAAUGUGGAGUAUGAUUUCCAUCUUCUACCCAGUGGGGUCCUGAAUAAGAAGGCCGUCUCAUUUAUCGGAAAUGGAGUUGUUAUUCAUCUGCCUGGGUUAUUUGAGGAAGCUGAGAAGAACUCGCAAAAAGGCCCAGGGCUGCAGGGUUGGGAAGAGAGACUGAAGAUUUCGGAUCGUGCACAUAUCGUGUUUAAUUUCCACCAGGCUGUUGAUGGGUUACAAGAGCAACAAAGACAACAGCAGGCUGGAAAAAAUUUGGGAACCACCAAAAAGGGCAUUGGCCCUGCUUAUUCCUCCAAGGCAGCACGUAAUGGACUGAGAGUGUGUGAUUUGAUGUCUGACUUCUCAGUUUUUGAGGAAAAAUUCCGUGUGCUGGCUGGUCAUUUUCAGACCAUGUACCCCAACUUUAACAUUGGCGUAGAUGCUGAGCUAGAACAGCUGAAGGGCUUUGCUGAAAGGUUGCGUCCUCUGGUGACUGAUGGUGUUUACUUUAUGCACAAAGCCCUUACUGGACCAAGCAAGAAGAUUCUGGUGGAAGGAGCCAACGCAGCUCUUCUGGAUAUUGAUUUUGGAACUUAUCCUUUUGUGACCUCAUCAAAUUGCACAGUUGGAGGUGUAUGCACAGGCCUUGGGGUUCCCCCGUCACAUAUUGGGCGUGUGUAUGGUGUGGUAAAGGCUUACACCACUCGAGUUGGUGUCGGAGCAUUCCCUACAGAGCAGGACAAUGACAUUGGUAACUUGCUGCAGUCAAGAGGAAGAGAGUUUGGAGUUACUACAGGCCGACGGCGCCGCUGUGGGUGGCUGGACCUGGUUUUAGUUCGUUAUGCCCACAUGGUUAAUGGUUUCUCAGCAAUUGCUCUGACCAAGCUGGACAUUCUUGAUACCAUCCCAGAGAUAAAAGUGGGUGUGGCCUACACUGUUGAUGGCAAGCCUUUGCACAGUUUUCCUGCUAACAUGGACCUUCUGUCAAAUGUGGUGGUGACCUAUGAGACAUUACCUGGGUGGUGCUGCAGCACAGAGGGGGUGCGCAAUUUUGAUGAACUGCCAUCUCAGGCUCAAGCCUACAUCCGCUUCAUUGAGAACUUCCUGCAGGUGCCUGUUAAAUGGGUCGGAGUUGGCAAAUCCAGGGAAAGCAUGAUCAAGCUGUUCUAAGCUGAAUGUGACUAUACCAAAAAUCCAGCCCAUACAACAGUCUUCCAGGAUCAUUGUAACAUUUUUGUGGGACCAGAAUUCAACGUAAUGCUUUACAGAAGACAAACUGCGUGUAGAACCUAGAAAUACAUCACUUGAAAAUAAUCACCAGCAUAAGUAUAGUACAAGACCAUAGUCAACAACAAGGGAUCACACACAACUGCAGUUAAAUGUUUUAUUUAGGGAACGGCUCGGGUCAUAUGUAUGACGCCAGAGAUUUAAUAUAUAUAUAUAUUGUUGGGGACUAGCAUUCUUUAUAAGGUGCUUAAUGCGUAUUGGUUUUGAUGUGCUUCAGCAACAUUUACAUAAAGCUCAUUUUGAAUGAU